GAGAGCUAAGGAAGCAAGGGCGGUCGAGGACCGCAUGCGCGGCGAUGUUUCCUGCUGUACGAGAUAUUGGCUGGGCUCGCCCUGCCGGAACGCGCCAAAUGGGCUAAUACUACGUGGAGAGAGGGGCCAUUAAUUAACGUUUUUGUAAAAAUAUAUUUCCGAGGGGAUCGGAGUGACGGAAACCAGGAAAGAAUGAGCAGUACAGAUCUAUCUGGGCUAUCAAAUUGAAAAUACUUUCUCUACAUCAAAUGCUGUGUAGACAUAAACAGAUUAUUGUGGGUACAUAAUCUGUUGGAUCAUGUACAUUAUUUCACUCUAUCUUAACUGUUGAAAACAAUGGCGACCUUUCAUCUGUGGAAAUUAUCUUCACAAAAACUAGGGUUCUUUUUGGUGGCAUUUGGAUUCAUAUGGGGAAUGAUGCUCCUGCACUUUACAAUUCAGCAACAGACGCAACAUGAAAGUAGUGCUGUGCUUCGUGAGCAGAUUCUGGACCUUAGUAAGCGAUAUAUCAAAGCAUUGGCAGAAGAAAACCAAAAUGUAGCAGAUGGACCGUACGUUGGCACAAUGACUGCAUAUGAUUUGAAAAAGACAUUAGCUGUCCUCCUUGACAACAUUUUGCAGCGACUUGGAAAACUGGAGUCCAAAGUGGACAACUUGAUGAUUUCAAAUGGAACAGGAAUAAACUCUACAAAUGCUACUGCUACAGUAAUCCCCAGCUCCAGCACUGCAGAGAAAGUUAAUGUAGCGGAUCUGAUCAAUGGUGCCCAGGAGCAGUGUGAAUUGCCUCCUAUGGAUGGCUUCCCUCAUUGUGAGAGCAAGUUGAAGUGGAUGAAAACGAUGUGGCGAUCAGAUCCCUGCUAUGCCAGCUACGGUGUGGAUGGAUCCGUAUGCUCAUUUUUUAUUUACCUCAGUGAGGUUGAAAACUGGUGUCCUCUUCUACCAUGGAGAGCGAAGGGUGAUCGGGAAGAUACUGAUCAACAGACUGUGGCUGAAAUUCGAACUGAUUUUAAUUAUCUCUUUAAAAUCAUGUCGGCUCAUGAUGAAUUUCGAUGGAUGCGGUUGAGGAUAAAUCGAAUGGCAAGUGCUUGGAUUGAGGCGGUAAAAUCACUUGCAGAGAAACAAAAUCUGGAAAACAACCGUAAAAAGAUUCUUAUUCAUCUUGGACUUUUAACAAAGGAAUCGGGAUUUAAAAUAGCGGAGAAUGCUUUCAGUGGUGGCCCUCUUGGUGAAUUAGUGCAGUGGAGCGAUUUGAUUACAACUCUUUACCUGUUGGGCCAUGAUAUUCGGAUUUCUGCUUCAUUGGCUGAACUAAAAGAGAUAAUGAAGAAAGUGAUGGGUAACAGAUCGGGUUGCCCAACUCGUGGUGAUAAGAUAGUAGAGCUAAUUUAUAUCGACAUUGUUGGAUUAACACAAUUUAAGAAGACACUUGGGCCAUCUUGGGUUCAUUAUCAAUGCAUGCUUAGAGUGCUGGAUUCCUUCGGCACAGAGCCAGAGUUUAACAGUGCUCAAUAUGCUCAGUCUAAGGGUCACAAGACACCAUGGGGUAAAUGGAACCUUAACCCACAACAGUUCUACACCAUGUUUCCUCAUACACCAGACAACAGUUUCCUCGGAUUUGUGGUUGAACAACAUCUCAAUGCCAGUGAGAUCAGUCAUCCAGAUGAUAUUAAGCGACAGAAUCAGUCCUUGGUGUAUGGCAAAGUAGAUCACUUUUGGAAGGAUAAAAGAUCUUACUUGGAUAUAAUUCACACAUACACGGAAGUCCAUGGCACAGUUCACGGAAGUAGCACAGUCCACAUUCCUAAUUACGUGAAAAACCAUGGAAUACUCAGUGGGCAUGACCUUCAACUUCUUCUACGAGAAACUAAGUUAUUUGUUGGUCUUGGUUUUCCAUAUGAAGGGCCAGCUCCUUUGGAAGCCAUUGCAAAUGGAUGUGCAUUCCUAAAUCCACGCUUCAAUCCACCUAAAAGCAGUAAAAACACUGAAUUUUUCAAAGGAAAGCCAACUCUGAGAGAGUUGACUUCACAACAUCCAUAUGCGGAAGUAUAUAUUGGGAGACCUCACGUGUGGACUGUUAACAUUGAUGACCCUGUAGAGGUUGAGCAAGCCGUGAGGACUAUUCUUAACCAGAAGAUUGAGCCAUAUUUGCCCUACGAAUUUAACUGUGAAGGAAUGUUGCAGAGAGUCAGUGCUUUUAUUGAAAAUCAGGAUUUUUGCCAUGGUCAAGUGAUGUGGCCUCCUUUGAGUGCACUCCAAGUUAAAAUUGCACCUCCCAAGCAGUCCUGUAAGCAGGUCUGUCAAGAGAAUAAGCUCAUUUGUGAACCGUCAUUUUUUCAACAUCUGAAUAAAGACAGCGACUUGCAGAAAUAUGGAAUUGAAUGCCAGUCAUUUGAAUCUCUAGGUGACAUUGUUGUGCCUGCUUAUGACGAAAAGAAAAAGCACUGUUUUUUCCAGAGUGAUUUGUUGCUUUUCAGCUGUGCUGGUGCAAAUGAGAAUUUUAAAAGGAUCUGUCCGUGCAGAGACUACAAGAAGGGACAGGUUGCGUUAUGUCAAGAAUGCUUAUAGCACUGGUUCACCCCGACACUGUAGUUUGAGCAAAAACAAAACAGGCUUCAUAAGGGCCAGACGUUGUUCAUUUUUGAAAGAGCCCUUUGAAAAGGAUACUAGGGGAAAAUGUUUGAAUCAAGAGCACUAGUUCACUUGAAAAGAAUAGAUGUUCAUCUGGGCUAGGUCAGUGUUAAUCAUGAAAACAGAUCUACCCAAUGGAAAGAGUAAUGUUUUUAAGUUUCACAUUUAUAAAAGUCAUUUUUGAUGAGGAGGGUGUAUAGAUGUAAAUGAAAGAUGUACUACUAAAUAUUCUAAAUUCAGAAAAUAAUGUUAUCAAAUAUGAAAAGUUUUGGUCAGCUAGAUAAACUGUAAAUAAUGGUGGACAAUUAAGCGUGUUGUAAGGGGCUGCUUAGUAAAUUUCGGUUUACUUUUAAUUCAGGUGAAAUGAACAAAAUCCCAACAGAAUGGCUUAAUAUCAGUUUAGAAGUAAUCCAGUAGUGGUUCAGUAUAAUCAUAGCAGACAAAAGAAACCUGAUGGUCAUUAUUUCAAAUGUAAUUGCCUCUCUUAGUCAUGGACACUGUAGUCAGUUAUGUAAAGGACCAUAUGUUGAUAUUGCUAACAGUAAUAACUUUAAGAUAUAGAAUGUUACUUGUUUUAAAUCAUGCUCUAAGCACUUGUAUGAUUUUUAAACAAAACUGAACUACUGGAAGAGCUGGAGAGAAUUCAGAAAGCUUUGUUAUAUGGUAAUUAUUACUUUUAGCUUUAUUAUUCAUCAUUUACGAUGCUAGCAGCUUUUUGAAGCAACUGAUCCAAAGUGUCAACUGAUCUUAAACAGAUGUAUUUAAGGCCACAAAUAAGUUGGCUAAAUGGGCAUUUUAAGUAGUAACCUGCUGUUUGAGAAAUGGUUUCUAUUGUAAAUUGUACAUAAACAGCCUGAUGUAAAAUGUUUUUUUAAGCUCCUAUAAUCAUAUGUUUACCAUAAGAAAUGAAGUAGAAUUUCAUAUAUUUGCACUUUCUUUUCAGGCUCAGGUGUAUAUACACACAUUAUACGCAGUGCAUUGAAGCAUUUUCAUCACACAAACAAAUGGUCUCGUCAACUGAUUUUUUUGGGGGUGUAUUACAAAUCUUUAAUGCAAUCACAAUCAUUUCUCUAUAAAUUUAUUUAAUUAAAUCAAAAUGUUUGAUCAAAUGAUCCGGUCAUAUUUAAUCCAUCAAAGUGACAGAGAAAAUUAAAGCUGAAAUUUUAAUGCACAGCUAAAAUCUGUCUUUCUUUUCAGUUGGAAGUAGUGAUAGUGGUUGGAAAUCAUUGUCGACUAUCAGAGCUCGCAACUGGCUACCGGUUCAUACAAGUUAUAUUGUAAACUAUUUAAAAUAUCAGCCCAUGAAAAGAUGGGAUGAACCUUUGAGAACAUCUGACAUACAAUUUGUAUAUUUUCAUUUUUACUUAAUUCAACACAGAUGGCAGUACCCCUACAUAUUAACACAAAUCAGAAUGAUGUAUAAUGUUUGAUCAAGGUGAGAAUACAGGAAUGAUCAAAAAUAAGUGUGGCUUUUGAAAAAUAAAAAAAAUCAGUGACGUACAGUUAAUCUACAGCAGCUAAGCCUCAUAACAGCAGAUUUAUCCAAACAAGUUUGCACACUUGUACAUAGAAAAAUAUUUUUUUUUAGGUACUCUAACUUGCUUUCUUUGCUUUGUGUUGUAAAUAUUAACUGUUUCUGUGGCUGUGAUGCCAUGUAAUGUAUAUCAUGUGCCUUUAAGGGUAAUAAAGUUGCUUUAACUUGUAAUAAAAAUAUUAUACUUAAUGGCAGUCAUAAAUUAGAUUGUGCAUAGUGUUGUUAAGCUCUAAAAAUAAUUUUCCUGUAUAUUUUGGCAAAUGGCAUAUAUUGAAAUGAGGUGUGCUUUGAAAGCUAAAUUUGCAAGCAUAGAAAUUGUUUCCAGUUUUGAUCAGCAGGAAAAAAAGACUUUAUUUUUCAAUAAAUCUUUUCUGUGAAGAGAAUUUCAUCCACUGAUGUGUACACUGUAAUUUGUAAAUGUACAGAAUACAUUUUUGAAAGAACUUGUAAGAUUAACAACUCAAACUCCAAGCACAGUUCAUGAACACGUAUGUACUGUGCUCAAUAGAUUCUAUUUAACUGCAGCAUAUUACAACAGUUUCCAUUAAAAUAAUAAGCUGAGGAUUCAGCAAAGUGCAGACAAAAUUAAACUCAAAUUAUUGUACUCACAAUAUGCAUUUAUUUACACUAAAUAAAUACCUAAUCUGGUCUUCCCUGAGGUUCAAUAAACCCUCCAAGGCUGUGAUAAUUCUAAUGUGAAAAUUAACAACUGUGGAUUUCAAGAUCAUUCCAGAAUGCUAUAAACACCUUAGAAUUUUAAAAUACAAGAACAAAGUUAGCUAUUGCCUGCUUUCACCUAACUGAAAUCUUCAUCAAAGUUUCUUCCAGACUAAACAAUGAGAACAAAAUGUUACUGUGCACACAACCCUGCCUUUGAUUUAUAUUUUACCAAAAUCAAAAGUUUUAAUGUUAGAUUUUUUUUCCUCCACUGAGCAUUACCCCAGAAUGUAUAUAAGUGACAACUUUGAAGUUGUGCUUUAAUUGGUGCCACUUUUUAGAUUUCAUUCCCUACCUCGAAAACCUGUCAUUUAAAAACUACUUAAAUAAACAUCUAGCCAUGCAACUUAGUGUUUUUCCUUGGCUCAAAAUCAUUUUGUGUUGUUUAAGUUGAUCUGGGACAUCUGCCAUUAAAAUGUCAUUGAUUUGUUCUACUAUAGCAAAAAAGUUAUAUUCAUUUUAUUGAAGCAACGCCUGCCUAUUACUUUGGUUCAUCCUCGCAGUUGUAAAGAAUUUAAAAUUUUGUUUAAUUUUUGGAUAGAGUUUAGUGGCCUAAUUUAGAUUUCAAGACUGACUCAAAUUCCAUUUGCAUUAUUUAAAAACUUAUUUCUGAGUUCCCUUGGGAAAAAGACAGUUAAUUUCAGCUAUUUUAAUUAUUUUUGGAUACUUAAAUGAUAGAAAAUAUCUUAAAGAAUGUUACAAAAACUAGUAUUUUAAAGUUUGAUUUCAAUAGAAAUGACCCAUGUUGUUUGUUAUGCCCAGGAGAUUUAUUUUCCUAGGGCCUGGUCAUUGUUCCUCUGAGUUAAAAAAAAAAUUAGGUUUUAUUUCAUCAUAAAUAUAAUGGUGCUCUAAAUUAUUGAGAAGGUAUUCUGUCUAAUAUUGGCUUGGGUCUAUUCUUUAACUUGUCGCUUAAUCUUUUCACAAUUAAAAUCAAAUAUUUUGGCUGUCAAUUGUUAAUUGAUCUCUUAUCAGCAGAGGUGAUAGUUUAAAAGGAACAAACUUACCAUCUGAAAAGCAAUACCAGAGUUUAAAUUCUUACAACUAUAUAAACCCUAUUUAUCCCCAUGCCAGGCAUAUUAUUCAGUAUAAUUGUGAAAUGAUUGACAGAUAACUGCUCCAUUUUGUUAAUCUUAUUGGUAAAAAAUAAAUAUUUUUCAUGAUGUUCUUCCUUGGUUACCAAUUUGAUUGAGGUAGUUUUGUCCACCCUUCAACCCUCGGAAAAACUAGUUAAUUCUUUUUGAUUUCAAACUAGCACUUCUGCUAUAAGAAAUCAACAACUAAAAAAUGACAAUUUUAAGUAGUGGAGAUGAUAUUAUAUUUUCUUAUACAAGUAAACAUUAAGAGUUUGAAAUAUUUUACACAAGCAAGUAAUGGAAUUAAGGAUAACUGCAUGUCGUAAAGGAAAAAAUAGACAUUUUAGAAGUGUGAAGCACUUGAUUCUCAAAUAGGAAUUUAUAGCUUUGUCCAAUCAAAGAACUAGCAGAUACGAUGAUACCUUUAAACUUCUGAUUUUGAUAAGAAUCCCAUGUUAUAGUUCCCAUUAUAGAUUAAUUCCCAUUGGAAGGUUUUGAACGGUUUAUUCUAAAUUGGCCAACAUCUUAAGGCCACCAGAUAGCUUAAUGCCACUAGAAAGUAUAACUAAGAAUGAUAAUGAAUUGACUAAGCAAGCAGAAUCUAGUCCUUCUACCUAAUUAUUGUAGGAAAUGAGGUUUUUGCUAUUUUAUACCAAUACCAUCUGCUGCUCUUAAAUUUGAAUGAUUGGAGAACUUCCACGUUUUCCAAAAGGUCGCAUGUAACUGGCUGCAAGAUGUUUACAUGCUCUGACAGUUGAAGUUUCUUUAUUCUGCUAUACAUCCCCAAAUCUGGUAUCAACUGAGAAAUCAGUGAAAUCAUUACUCAAUAUAUUAGGUUCUCUAAACAAAAUCACAAAAUACAGGCUUAAUUAAAUUGUCUAGUUAACAAGAUUAAAAACCGUUCUGGUUUAUGGAAGAAAUGUCAGAGUAAAAACAAAUAACUUUGUAGCCUCAUCCAAUAAGUCAUGAGUCAUGGAAUCAAAGGAAACAUGAAGGCAGAGGUGCUAUUAAAUGGACACCAUUCUGCCCUGAGCUUGGUGACCAGUAGUGUUCCAUUGGGAUCUGUUCUGAACCCCUGGAUUUUGUCAUUUUUAUAAAUAACUUGAAUGAAGAAGUGGAGGGGUGGGUUAGUAACCAUAUAACAAUUUCAGCACAGAAACAGGCCAUCUCGGCCCUUCUAGUCCAUGCCGAACUCUUACUCUCACCUAGUCCCACCAACCUGCACUCAACCCAUAACCCUCCGUUCCCUUCCUGUGCCUAUAGCUGUCCAAUUUAACUUUAAACGACAACAUCAAACCUGCCUCAACAACUUCUGCGGGAAGCUCGUUCUCUGAGUAAAGAAGUUCCCCCUCAUGUUACCCCUAAACUUUUGCCCUUUAACUCUCAACUCAUGUCCUCUUGUUUGAAUCUCCCCCACUCUCAAUGGAAAAAGCCUAUCCAUGUCAACUCUAUCAAUCCCCUUCAUAAUUUUAAAUACCUCUAUCAAGUCCCCCCUCAACCUUCUACGUUUCAAAGAAUAAAGACCCAACUUGUUCAACCUUUCUCUGUAACUUGCGUGAUGAAACUCGGGUAACAUUCUAGUAAAUCUUCUCUGUACUCUCUCUAUUUUGUUGACCUCUUUUCUAUAAUUUGGUGACCAAAACUGUACACCAUACUCCAAAUUUGGCCUCACCAAUGCCUUGUACAGUUUCAACAUUGCAUCCCAACUCCUAUACUCAAUGCUCUGAUUUAUAAAGGCCAGCAUACCAAAAGCUUUCUUCACCACCCUAUCCACAUGGGAUUCCACCUUCAGGGAACUAUGCACCACUUUUAUCCACUUUUAUAUUCCUUAAAAGUUCCAGUACUACUUCUAUAAUCAUCAUAGUUUCCAUAACUUCCCUACCGGUUUCCCUCAUCUUACACAAUUCAAUAUCCUUCUCCUUAGUGAAUACCGAAGAAAAGAAAUUGUUCAGAGUCUUCCCCAUCUGUUUUGGCUCCACAAAUAGCCAUCCACUCUGAUUCUCUAAGGGACCAAUUUUAUCCCUCACUAUCCUAUUGUUUUUUAUACAACAGUAGAAACCCUUGGGAUUUAUUUUCACCUUACUUGCCAAAGCUACCUCAUGUCUUCUUUUAGCUUUUCUAAUUUCUUUCUUAAGAUUCUUUUUACAUUCUUUAUAUUCCUCGAGCACCUCAUUUACUCCAUGCUGUCUAUAUUUAUUGUAGAUCUCUGUUUUUUUCCAAACCAAGUUUCCAAUAUCCCUUGAAAACUAUGGCUCUCUCAAACUUUUAACCUUUCCUUUCAACCUAACAGGAACAUAAAGAUUCUGUGUUCUCAAAAUUUCACCUUUAAAUGACCUCCAUUUCUCUAUUACAUCCUUCCCAUAAAACAAAUUGUCCCAAUCCACUCCUUCUAAAUCUUUUUGCAUCUCCUCAAAGUUAGCCUUUCUCCAAUCAAAAAUCUCAACCCUGGGUCCAGAUCUAUCCUUCUCUAUAAUUAUAUUAAACUAAUAGCAUUGUGAUCACUGGACCCGAAGUGCUGCCCAACACAAACCUCCGUCACCUGACCUAUCUCAUUCCCUAACAGGAGAUCCAACACUGCCCCUUCUCUCGUUGGUACUUCAAUGUAUUGCUGCAAAAAAACCACCUUGCACACAUUUUACAAACUCCAAACCAUCCAGCCCUUUUACAGAAUGGGCUUCCCAGUCUAUGUGUGGAAAAUUAAAAUCUCCCACAAUCACAACCUUGUGCUUACUACAAAUAUCUACUUUCUCCUUACAAAUUUGCUCCUCCAACUCUCGCUCCCCAUUUGGUGGUCUAUAAUACACACCCAUAAGAGUUACUGCACCUUUCCCAUUCCUCAAUUCCACCCAAAUAGCCUCCCUAGACAAGCCCUCUAAUCUAUCCUGCCAGAGCACCACUGUAAUAUUUUCUCUGACAAGCAAUGCAACCACUCCCCCUCUUGCCCCUCCAAUUCUAUCACACCUGAAACAAUUAAAUCCAGGAAUAUUUAGUUGCCAAUCACACCCCUCCUUAGUAAAUUUGAAAUUGAACCAGAAGGCUGUAAGCCAUAAUGGAAUAUCAACAGGAUACAUAGUUGGUCAGAGACCAGGCAGAUAUAAUUUGAUACAGAAAAGUGUCGAGUGAUACACUUUGUUAGAUUGAACAUGAAGACAGAGUACAAGGAUAAUGGCUGAAAGGUCUGUUUCUGUGCUGUUGACAAUGACAACAGGAUCCAAAGAUCCCUCAACGUUUCCACAUACGUUGAUAUAAUGGUUCAGGAGGUAUGCUGGCCUAUAUUAGUUGAAGGAUUGAGUUGAAGAGCCAUGAAAUAAUGUUACAGUUCCUUAAAGUUCUGGUUAGACCACACUUAUUGUGUUCAUCUCUGGUCACCUCAUAAGGAUGUGGAGGUUUUUAAGAGUGAAAGUGUAUAGAUAACAUGUCUUGUAUGGAAUGGUUAAGUAAAUUAGGGCUUUUCUCUAGAGCAAAAGAGAGUAAAAGGUGACUUGAUAGAGAUGUGUAUGAUUAUGAGAGACAAGACAGAGUGGACAGCCAGAAACUGAUUUCCACCCUCCACCACUCUCCCCCCACCCCCAGCGGAUGGCAAUGGCUAAAAACAGAAGAUAUUUAUUUAAGGUGAGUGGAAGAAAGUUUAGGGAAGAUAGCAGGUAGUUGUUUUUUUUUACAGAGAGUGGUGGGUGCCUGUAUAACACUGGUGGGGAUGGUGGUAGAAGCUGAUACCAUAGAGACAUAUAAAAGAACUGUUAGAUAGGCACAUGGAUGUAAGAAAAACAGGAAGGGUCAGCCUGAUCGUGGGGUAUGUUUCUAUUGGUUGGGUGUAAGGCCCAUACUGUGCUGUUAUAUUCAAUGUUCUAACCUAAUUGGCAGCAAUUACUAAGUGAAAAUUGGAUCUGCUGCAACAUUUUUAGGUAAGUUUAUUACAAAUCUUGUCAAAAGUAAUAUUGAAAACCAAUGAAUAAGGCAAAAGUUUA
Molecule: messenger RNA, 9920 nt
Organism: Mobula hypostoma (lesser devil ray)
Lineage: Eukaryota; Metazoa; Chordata; Chondrichthyes; Myliobatiformes; Myliobatidae
Gene: mgat5
Product: alpha-1,6-mannosylglycoprotein 6-beta-N-acetylglucosaminyltransferase
Exons: 17
Coding region: 337-2565 (742 amino acids)
Biological process (GO): protein N-linked glycosylation
Cellular component (GO): Golgi apparatus
Molecular function (GO): alpha-1,6-mannosylglycoprotein 6-beta-N-acetylglucosaminyltransferase activity
Source: RefSeq, a predicted model, not a curated record